Messenger RNA from Sphaerulina musiva SO2202, 4081 nucleotides. RefSeq lists its product as uncharacterized. The record is from RefSeq and is a predicted model, not a curated record. Bases 113 to 1915 code for a protein of 600 amino acids. Lineage: Eukaryota; Fungi; Ascomycota; Dothideomycetes; Mycosphaerellales; Mycosphaerellaceae. Gene Ontology annotation, molecular function: RNA binding. The transcript has 8 exons.
UCUCCAUCUACGAGAGCGAUUCUUUGGACUCGCUCGACACACUUGGCGCUACUUCAGCAAAGCGCCACACUCACCACCUACAACACACGCCCUCCCCGACAACACCGCAAUCAUGGCGCCCAAAAAGAAGCAGGAGAAGAUGGCCUUGGGCGACUUCUUGACGAACCAAUCUCUUGGAUCAUGGGCCGACGAGAUGGAAUCGGCACCGCUUCCAUCCAUGCCCACAUCAAGCUACGGCGCACGCGAUCGAGGUGACCGGGGCGGCGACCGCGCUCCACCAGGCGAGGGCCGCGCAUUUACGACGUCUUCAUGGGAGCGCUCUGGAAGUGGCAUGGGCGGCGGCGGUAGCUUCGGAGGUGAUCGUGGCGGCGGCGGUGGCAUGGGAUCAGAUUUCGGCCCACGAUAUGACCGCGAGGCAAUUCCAUUCCCUACAAAGCCACCAUACACAGCACACCUCGGAAACCUGGACUACAAUGUUACAUCUGUUGAUCUCGAGGGUUUUUUGGCCGACUGCAAUGUCACAGUGGUCAGACUGAUGGAAGACAAAGUUGACCGCAAGCCUAAAGGCUUCGGCUACGCAGAGUUUGGAUCUCCUGAAGGUCUUCAAAAGGCCCUGGACAGAUCCGAAUCCAACUUUAUGGGCCGCAACAUCAAGAUCAGUGUCGCUGAUCCACCACGCAACGACCGUGGCGAUUCGAACCGAGAUUUUUCUGACUGGAGCCGCAAAGGCCCUCUUCCAGACCUUCCCUCCCAGGGUCGCCAGCCUUCGCGAGGAUUUGAGCGCCGUGGUCCACCAGGAGGCGGUUUCGAUAACAUGUCUGACGCCGGCAGCGAGCGUGGUGGACCAGGUGGCCGCAAGCCAGGCUACUUUGAGGGUGACGGAAAACCCCGUGACUUCUCUGACUGGAGCCGGAAGGGUCCUCUUUCACCGGCACCCAGCCAAGGUCCACCAGUACGUGAUGGCGGCCGAUUAAGAGAAGUUCGCGACGACCGUCCGCCACGCGAAGAGAGAGGUGGCCCAAGCUGGGGCGAAGGGAGAUCAGAUGCUGGCUCAAGGCCACCACGACGAGAAUACGAGCGACCCCAAGGUGCCCCAGAGCGCCCAGAGCGGGCUCCAACUGCCGCUGAGCAAGACAGCCAAUGGCGCACGAAAAUGCGACCUGAUGCUCCCGCGACCCCUGACGUUUCGACACCCGCAUCUCCAGCUCAGGAAGCGCCCAAAGAGCGACCGCGACUCAACCUCGCCAAGCGAACUGUAUCGACAGCAGAGGGCGGAGAAUCCGCCGGCAGCACACCUUCUGAUGCAAAAGCUUCACCAUUCGGUGCUGCUCGUCCCAUUGACACAUCGGCUCGCGAGAAGGAAGUUGAGGAGAAACGAGUAUUGGCGCUUCGACAGAAGGAGGAGGCCGAUGCAAAGGCGCGUGAGGAGAAGACUGCCAAGGAUACAGAACAGAGAGCAGCUCGUGCCGCGCGUGCCGAUCGUGGCCAAACUGCGCAGGGGGGCGAGAAGGCUAGUCCACCAACAGGUGAUGUACGCAACGAACAGCGUGGCGACCGUCGACCGUCGCGCCAGCAGCAGCAGAAUGGUGGCAACAGCUGGAGAGGCAAGCCAAAGGAGGCACAGGACACGAAGCAAGCAGCGAAGGAGAACGGAGACGCCCCACCGAAGGAGCGCCCAACCUUUGCCGUACUCGCACACGAGGGCGACGAAGCCGCAGAUCUCGAUACGCCAGACGCCCCGGCGAAUGGCACCAUUGUCGCUGAUAAAGAGACUAAGCCACAAGAGCCAGUCGUCGUUGCCGGCGAAACCACCGAGACCACCGCCGAGGUGCUUGAGGACGACGGCUGGAGUACUGUUCCGGCCAAGGUCAAGGGAAGCAACCGCCGUGGUGGUGCUCGGGCCAUUGCCUCGUGAAAAAAGGAACGGAAACACCUACGACGAAUCAAAAUGUCUAAACCUGAUGAACGACGACCCUGUUGUCUUUACAUGCAUAGCGGCGACGAGCGUCGGAUGAGAAAAAAGUACGAGUCUUCGUCACUGCUAGUGGGAAAGGAGGGGAUACUCUAUCCCCGGAAAAGGCUACUACUGGAUUGAUCUUGGGGUCCUUCUAAUCGCGUGCCUCUGACGGAGUUCUGGUAGCGUUGCGCAUGGGUGGGGGGCUGGUCUUCUGCUGCUGCGGUUCCGUACAUAGCAUACCCUCUCCAUUCGAGUUCGGCCACGAAAAUUCAACGCACGGAAUCUGCUUCUGUGCCGUUACAUUUCUAUGCUUGUCUUCACCUUGUAGUCUCGGCAGAACAGAGUAGAAUGGUCUCGCGUGACUAAGUGUAAGAUUUGCCAGCAGAGAUGUCGUGCCAGAAGAGAAUUCCACUACGAUUGCUAUGCAAGGUAGCUACUAUGUGUUUAGCUAAAUUGUUUUCCCAUUAAGUCGCUUUCCCUCUCCCAUGUCGUCCUCAUCUUCGCUGUCGUCAUCUACUGCAAAGAUGGUCUCGCCAUCUAAUGAUUCUCGCGGGAGCUGAGCGGGCUUCGUGGGCUUUGGAGCAGGUAGAGGCGAGGCAUCCCUGCGUGGAUUGCUGGAGCCCCCGAGAGGGGCGUCGUAUGGCGGAGGCGCUUUAUUGCCAUUACCGGAGACCGCUUCAAGAUCAUCGUCGAGGUCCAUGCUAUCUCGUAUUGAAGCGAUUUCAAAACCGUCGUCAGUUUGGGAAAUUUCAUCAGACAUGGCGAACCUGCGAUUAUUGGCGGACGGCCUCCAGAUGUAUGCGAUGAAAGACACAUCGCAGAAGUAGACAAGCAGAAGCCAUCCGUCGAGGAUAAACCAUCGUGAUUGCCAGUGAUUGGGUACGAAGUCGGCAUUUCCAGAUCCCGCAAAAGUCCAACUAUUGACGAAAAAGAAGGCAAAGAUGACCACGAUACUGGUGAGGAUACACCACCACAAUUUGCGGUACAUGCCGGCUUUGACGUGCUGCUUACGUUCCACGAGGUCCUUCAUGGUGUAGUUGAGGCUGUUGAGUGUCCAGAUGUAGAAGGCCGUCAGUGUACCAGCAAGUGGUAAGACGACUAGAAGUACCAUUGGUCCAGCAUUCUCUGGAGUGACGGCCAAGGAGGCAAUAGCGUAAAUGACGCCGAAGACAAAGUGCGUGAGCGCAAGAGCGCGCACAUACCACAUGGUCUUCCCCAGCUCAUGUUUGACAACACCGUAUCCCAUGCAUACGAUCAGUAGCAGGAAGAACGAGAAGCUGUUCCUUGCGGCGCUGAGUAUUGACACCACAAUCAGGAGCGCUUUGGCGCCGCCAUUCAGUCCAUGGCGAUUUUGAAAGUCGUAGAAGAGCCAUGUCAUGAACAUCUCGAUGAUGAGGAAGACCAGGAUCGCUGUUAUGUAAUUUUGCACAGCCAGAAUGUCUCGUCUAUGCAUCCAAUAAAGCACUCCCCAUCCCAUGGCGACGAAGGCGUAGACGAUCGUGAAGCCGGCGUAAAAGGGCAAUUUUGGGAUCUGUGCAGCUGGUAACUCGCCAAAGGCAUUCCGGAACUCGACGAUUCCAAUAUAUUCGGUCGCACUGUAGGCGGCACUGCUCACGCAAUAGUAUCCAGUCUUCUUGAUAGGAUAGUUGAUGGCCCCUGGGUCCUUGAGGUGAACGGCUUCGGAUCUGAUUAGCGAUUUUGAAGCUGCAGACGCGUUUGUAGCAAGAAUGAAAGAGCCAACGUCGGCUUCCUCGCAGAGUCCAGCAUCGCGCGCGGCCUCGUCGCAGAGGUAAUCGUCCACCAUCUCGUCCUUUGGGUCUGGCUUCCCAAUCAAUGAUCUGUCCUUCCACUCGAAUAUUACCAGGCUGACGAUUGGAUCCUCGCCUUCUGGUACACUGUCCGGCCGCACGAACUUGACGAGUAUGUAUGGAUCAACGUGGCCUCCCCAGGUCUUGCGCGAGUACAUGCCGGCGCAUGCCUGUCUACUGGCGUCCUUCUGGUCGAUGCUCAUUUCUGCCGCAUGCACGCCCAGCAGCUGGCAUAGCAGCACGGGUAUGAGCUGCACCCAUCGCUUCAUAUCUCUGCGGUUUUUCUGGGAAAAAUUGGCACUGCCGUCGAUGGAAA